AUGAUUGUUUUUUUUAUUAUAUCAAUUAUUUCCUAUUUAAGUAUCUUUAUUGAAGGAACUCCUUCUGUUUACUCAUGUCCUGGAAAUGGAAAUUUAUUAGGAUUUAGAAAUAAUUAUCUUCCCUCAUUUCAAGGAGCUUUAGGUGGUAAUGUAGGUGUUGGAGAAAUAUGUGGUACUGGAAGUAUUUUUCAUUAUUGGUCAUGUUGUGAAGAAAAUCCUUUUAUGUGUUGUAUGAGAUUUGAAACUUGGUUUAUAGUUUCAUUUUGGAUAUCAUUAACAAUUUUUUUAAUAAUAAUAUUUUUUGCCACUUUUCGUUAUCUUACCAAAUAA
This is a messenger RNA of Strongyloides ratti, 330 nucleotides long. RefSeq names its product Protein of unknown function DUF2650 family-containing protein. The coding region runs from base 1 to 330 and encodes 109 amino acids. The record is from RefSeq and is a predicted model, not a curated record. NCBI's taxonomy places the organism in Eukaryota, Metazoa, Nematoda, Chromadorea, Rhabditida, Strongyloididae. The transcript has 2 exons.